Fusarium verticillioides 7600 is the source of this 1189-nucleotide messenger RNA. RefSeq lists its product as hypothetical. The transcript is spliced from 2 exons. Lineage: Eukaryota; Fungi; Ascomycota; Sordariomycetes; Hypocreales; Nectriaceae. Bases 639 to 836 code for a protein of 65 amino acids. The record is from RefSeq and is a predicted model, not a curated record.
AUUUCAUCAUUAAGGUACCUUGGGACAAAGAUCCUGAGCUUUCUUCCCCCCUUGGCUCCCUCAAUCUGCAAGCUAACUGAGAGAGGCUCUGGACCCUUUGACCCCCGACGCUUUGCUCGAUCCUCAUUAGCCCUCCUGUUAUCUUUUCAGCUCCCAUUGCACGGCGGUGUCACUAGCUUGGCUCUCACAUCGACCAAGGUUCACUUACCCCUCACCAGGAAAGCAUCGCGACAAUCAGCCAAGAAGCUUUCCGUCUUUGAAACAGCCAUGAUGAAAUACCCAGAGUCAUAUACCGGAAUUAGAAUCAGCAUCCGGCAAUGCGUGCCGUGAGACUGCGAACGGGCCUUGGUACAGUAACUCAGGGUCUGAAGUGACGUAGGCUGAACCCCUGUAAAGUGGGAGAUGACGAAAGAGGGGGGCAUGCAGAUGUUGGCACUUUGGUGAGAUCUAAUGGAUCUGCCGGUUUUAUUUCUCCAUUCUGUAAAUGAGACUUGAACAAAGUCGGAAAUGGUUCGUUAUUAUCAGCUGCGGGCUGAGAGGUAUAAGAAGGGCGGAAUGUCGCUGCUGCAUUGAGUUCUUUGUCACAUCAAACCACUUCACUUACAUCUACAACCCAAAUCAAUACACUCAAACUCACAAUGGAUUUUAUCAAGAACGCUGUGUCUGGUGGCUCCAAGUCUGAUGAUGCCUCCAAGACCGACUCCAAGAACCAGGAGGACUAUGUCGAUAAGGGUGUUGAAUUCCUCAACAAGCAGGGUGGCUUCAACAUCUCCCGCGACAACCAGGAGAAGGCUACCGACUUUGCCCGCAGCCAGUACGAGAAGCAGACUGGGUAAGUGGCGUUUGCCCUUCAUCGUGGCUUGAACUGUGGCUAACAAUCCUCAGCAACAAGGUCGACCCCAAGAUCUCUAACUAGAGAGAGGAAUAAUGUUUAAUGACGGAAGCUCAAAUAGUGUGAGCAUGAAUUAAUAUGACAUAAUUACUUCAAUUCAAUUCGAUGGGUCCAAGUGACAUCAAGGUAGACGUGAAUAACUGCUCGUAGAUCAAACUCCUGCGAAUCAUCAAUCCACAAAAUAAACGAGUUGGAUCGGAAGGAUUGUUUCACUUCGAUACGAAUUGCUUACUCGCUUAGGAAUUUAGUUCUCUUCUCCAACUCAAACCCUUGUCUCAACCUGUGAUCUAACGAUCA